Messenger RNA from Ilex paraguariensis (yerba mate), 1836 nucleotides. Lineage: Eukaryota; Viridiplantae; Streptophyta; Magnoliopsida; Aquifoliales; Aquifoliaceae. The record is from the annotation of a GenBank genome assembly.
AUGGAAAUUGUGCAGAAGAAAGAGAGGAUGAAGGGAGGAAUCAUCACUAUGCCCUUCAUCUUUGCAAAUGAGAUAGCUGAGAAGUUGGCUGUGGUUGGUUUUGCUGCUAAUAUGAUUAGCUACUUUACAGGCCAGCUUCAUAUGCCAAUAACUAAAGCAGCAAAUACCCUCACCAACUUUGGUGGAACUGCAAGCUUGACGCCGUUGCUUGGGGCAUUCAUGGCCGAUGCAUUCGUCGGACGCUUUUGGACCAUCACAGUUGCUUCCAUGAUAUACCAAAUAGGAAUGAUAAUAUUAACAUUAUCAGCAGUACUCCCCCAGCUAAGGCCUCCCCCAUGUAAAGCUAAUCAAGUAUGCCAACAAGCCAAUUCUGGCCAACUUGCCAUCCUCUAUGUAGCACUCAUGCUAACCUCACUCGGUUCGGGUGGUAUCCGACCGUGCGUGGUGGCAUUUGGGGCCGACCAAUUUGACGAAACGGACCCGAAGCAAAAGACCAAGACAUGGAAGUUCUUCAAUUGGUACUAUUUCUGCAUGGGGGCAUCAAUGCUUGUGGCAGUGACAGUGAUUGUUUAUGUUCAAGACAAUAUUGGAUGGGGUUGGGGCCUUGGAAUUCCAAGCAUAGCUAUGGCUAUAUCAAUUAUUGCAUUCAUUUUAGGGUACCCUUUGUAUAGAAACCUUGAUCCUGCUGGGAGUCCAUUUACAAGAUUGGUGCAAGUUUGUGUGGCUGCAUAUAAGAAGAGGAGGGUACCAGUGGUUUCUGAUCCUAAGUUAUUGUAUGAGAAUGAGGAGCUUGAUGCUUCUAUUUCUGUGGCUGGGAAGCUUCUUCAUACCAAGCAAAUGAAAUUUUUGGACAAAGCAGCCACUGUGACUGAAGAAGAUAACAUCAAAGCUUCAGAAACACCAAACCUAUGGAGACUAAACACAGUCCAUCGGGUCGAAGAACUAAAAUCCGUGAUCCGAAUGGGUCCAAUAUGGGCAGCAGGAAUUCUCCUCAUAACUGCCUAUGCUCAACAAAACACUUUCUCUCUCCAACAAGCCAAAACCAUGAACAGGCACGUCACAAACUCCUUCCAAAUCCCAGCUGGUUCCAUGACAGUCUUCACUCUCUCCACCAUGCUCGGCACCAUCGUCUUCUACGACCGAAUCUUCAUCCCCAUCGUUCGUCGUUUCACAGGGCUCGAACGGGGCAUUUCAUUCCUUAGGCGAAUGGGCAUUGGCUUUGUCAUCUCAGUUUUAGCCACCCUUGUUGCUGGUUUCAUUGAAGUAAAGAGAAAACAUGCUGUUUUGUCCUGUGGAGGAGAUAAUACAUGUGUCCCGAUAUCGGUUUUUUGGCUUGUGCCACAGUAUUGCCUCCAUGGGAUAGCUGAGGCUUUCAUGUCCAUUGGACACCUUGAGUUUUUCUAUGAUCAGUCACCAGAGAGCAUGAGGAGUACUGCUUCAGCAUUGUUUUGGAUGUCUAUUGCUGCUGGGAAUUAUGUGAGUACCUUUUUGGUUUCGUUGGUUCACAAGUUCAGUGAAGGCCCUGGUGGAUCAAAUUGGCUUCCUGAUAAUGAUUUGAAUGACGGAAAGUUGGAGUAUUUUUACUGGUUGAUCACACUGCUUCAGAUUGUUAACCUUGUUUACUACUUGUUUUGUGCUAAAUUCUACACUUUCAAGCCAGUUCAGAUACAAUGCAUUGGAGAUGGCAGUGAAAAAGAAGAUGGGGUUGAACUUUCAAGNAACCUUGUUUACUACUUGUUUUGUGCUAAAUUCUACACUUUCAAGCCAGUUCAGAUGCAAUGCAUUGGAGAUGGCAGUGAAAAAGAAGAUGGGGUUGAACUUUCAGGCCAUGUUUAG